AUGCGGGAUCAAGUGAGAGAAGCCAUGGUCGAGAUUCUACAAGGGGAAUCCCUUCAAGACAUGGUGAAAAGUCAGAUUAACACUGAGUUGCGACCUCUAAAACAGGGCUACCAUCAGAUGAAGAGGCAGCUGCAUCAUGUCUCAAGGUCACUCAAAGACUUCCCGGACGAGACGAGCGUAUUCCACGAAUCUGUUCUGAAAGAGGCACAUGUUGGGAAUCGAGAGAACUCAAGUGACGUCUGUGUCAGAGAAAAACAGAGACUGCGAAUAGAACUACAGAAGUGUGAUGUUUAUACUGCUAAUCUCAAGAGAGAUAGUGAACGAUUCAUCGCAUUUAAUAAGACGAAUCAGUCCCAAGUCUCACAACUGAAAACAAAUCUUGCCGUGCGUUCUUCCCAAACAACUAAACAUGUUGCCUCUACAUCCAGGACCCCUGUGUUGACAACGCCAGUGACGACACCCAGGACACCUCUGCCGACAGCGCCAGUGAAGACACCUAGGUCACCUCUGUUGACAACGCCAGUGACGACACCAAGGUCACCUCUGUUGCCAACGCCAGUGACGACACAUUGGUCACCUCUGUUGACAACGCCAGUGACGACACCAAGGUCACCUCUGUUGACAACGUCAGUGACGACACCCCGGCCACAGGUGGAGAAAAGUAGGAUCCUGAUUGCUCCACUCGGGUCACACACCCAGCAUCAGUUCCUUCAACUCAACAUUCACAGCAACUCACCUAUACUGUCUAUCAGUAUCUGA
Haliotis rufescens (red abalone) is the source of this 759-nucleotide messenger RNA. RefSeq names its product G8 domain-containing protein DDB_G0286311-like. The coding region runs from base 1 to 759 and encodes 252 amino acids. NCBI's taxonomy places the organism in Eukaryota, Metazoa, Mollusca, Gastropoda, Lepetellida, Haliotidae. The record is from RefSeq and is a predicted model, not a curated record. The transcript has a single exon.